CCCUCCCUUCCCUAGCUCUCUCCACCUCCACGUACCACACUAGUGAUCUCUGGUUUCUCUCUAUGUUUACUCUUGGCUUCCAUUUCUUUNUUUUUUUUUUUUUUUUUUUUUUUUUAUCGCAAAUCGUUAUAUAUUAUUAAUUCCUCAAAUCAAUUUUUAAUUUAAUUCGCUCCCUCAUACCAUCAAUUACCCAAAAUUUCAUCUGAUUCGAUUUUUGAGAGAGAGAUUGAGAGAGAGAGAGAGAGAGAGAGAGAGCUCUUCUUCUUCCUCUCCAAAUUCACCCAAUUCGAUUUCUAUCUUCUUCUCGGCCAUUUUCGAUCGGUGACGGAGAUCUUUCGCCGGUUUGGGGUUUCUAUGGGUGUGAUGGAGACCAGUAUGGUGAAUACGGAGACGACAUCAAAGGUUGUUAAAGUGACGAUGAGCAACAAUGGUGAUGCUUUUGUUGAUAAAAGAGUUGUUUUUCAGAAUGGUGCUUGUUUCAGGAAUGAUCGUAUGACCGGGCUUAAGUUUAAGCGUCGGAAGGUUUGUGCUGUUAGGGAUUUCCCACCUGGUUGUGGUACUGGUGUGAACCUCUUUAGACCCAAACCACCUGAAGAAGAUGUUAAGGCUGCUGAAGAUGUUAUUAAGGUUGAGUCUUCUGUUAAAGAGGAGGAGGAGGAAGGUUUGGUGGGGCAGAGAGAUGAUGGGAAGAGUUGUGGUGAGUUUCCCCCUGGAGAUGGGGAUUUGGUGGAAAACGGGAGUCAUGUCAUUAUGGCUGAGCAUGUUGAGGUUCAGCCUCUGAGCAUUUGUAGACCAGAUGGGGAUGUUCUGGCGACGGGUUCUGUUGGUGGGGUGAGUUCAAACAGUGAACAGACUGUGAAGGUUGCGGGUUCCAUGGGAAAGAAGAACUCGGUUCUUGAGAGUUCUGGUUCUGAUGUUAGCAGCAGCGGAACAGAAAACAUGACGAGGGACAUUGUUGUUUAUGCAGAUGAAGAAUGUUUUGGAAGAGAUGAUUUGGCACAGACUGAGCCGUUGGAAAUUGAGAUGCCGUCAGAUUUAGCAGUUCCAAAACCAAGUCUUGAUGUGCGUAGAAAAAAGGCAAAGAAAGGGGUUGCAUUUCAUUCAGCCUUAAAGGUUACCAGAACGAUCAAGAAAGAGUAUGGUGGUGAAGGAUCUAGGAUGAAGAAGGAUUUCUAUUCGCGCCAGAGGGUAGGUCGGGAUGUAGAGGAUUCUCCUGACCAUCGAAUACCUCGACAGUCUUGGAUGCUAAAUGUCGGGAUUCCUCCUUCUCGUCCCAGUGGGUCAAGCAGCGGCGGUGAUAAUAGUAGCCGGGAAAAAGUCAAGGAAACUCUACGUCUUUUCUAUGGAGCUUGUAGAAAACUUUUGCAGGAGGAAGAAGCUAAGCCUGAGAAAGAUCGGAUAAAAAGGUUUAGAGUAGAUUUCGUGGCUUCAAAGAUUCUGAAAAGCAAAGGCAAGUAUCUCAACGUGGGUGUUCAUAUUUUGGGACCUGUGCCUGGGAUUGAGGUUGGUGAUGAGUUCCAAUAUAGAAUGGAGCUGAACAUUCUCGGUAUGCAUAAACCGAGUCAAGGGGGUAUUGAUUAUAUGAAACACGGUGACGACAUAGUUGCUACUAGUAUUGUAGCCUCUGGAGGGUACGACGACUCUCUGGAUAACUCAGAUAUCUUGAUCUACACUGGUCAAGGCGGGAAUGUGAUGCAAGCAAAGAAAAGUGGACAGGAAUAUAAACCGCCCAAAGACCAAAAGCUUGUACAGGGGAACCUCGCAUUGAAAAACAGCUCAAUCAAGCAGACCCCUGUACGUGUCAUAAGGGGCAACCAAAAGGCAGCUUUAGAAUCAUCAGGUGGUGAUAAGAAAGGUGCACAUUAUGUUUAUGACGGAUUAUAUCUUGUGGAAGAGUAUUGGCGAGAACUCGGAUCUCACGGCAAGUUUGUCUUCAAGUUUAAGCUUAGGCGCAUGCCUGGACAGCCUGAGCUUUCAUGGAAAGUGGUGAAGAACUCAAAGAAUCUGAAAUACCGGGAAGGUCUGUGCAAACUUGACAUCUCAGAAGGGAAAGAGCGCCUACCCAUUAGCGCUGUGAAUGAAAUAGACGACGAGAAACCGCCUAUUUUCACCUACACAGUGAAAAUCAUUUACCCGGAUUGGUGCAGACCAGUUCCUCCAAAGCCAUGCAGUUGCAUUGGUGGCUGCACGGACGACGCAAAAAACUGCAAUUGCGUGGACAAAAACGGAGGAGAGAUUCCAUACAACCACGAUGGAGCCAUUGUUGGUGCAAAGCCUUUAAUCUAUGAGUGUGGCCCUCGCUGUAAAUGCCCUGCUUCUUGCUACCUUAGAGUCACACAGCAUGGUAUCAGGUUCCCGCUUGAGAUUUUCAAAACUAAGUCAAGAGGUUGGGGAGUGAGGUCGCUUAAGUCAAUCCCUUCGGGUAGCUUCAUAUGCGAAUACGUAGGUGAGCUUCUGGAGGAUAGUGAAGCAGAAAGAAGAACCGGAAACGAUGAGUAUCUCUUUGAUAUUGGUAACAGAUACGAAAAUACCUUGGCGGAAGGUAUGUCGGAGAUUAUGCCGGGGGCACAGGCAGGCCCAGCCGAGGAAGAAGAUGAGGAGGCAAGCGGAUUCACCAUUGAUGCAGCAACAAAGGGGAAUAUUGGGAGAUUCAUAAACCACAGCUGCUCGCCAAAUCUGUACGCACAAAACGUAUUGUAUGAUCAUGCUGACAAGAGAAUGCCUCACGUGAUGUUCUUCGCAAUGGACAACAUACCUCCGCUUCAAGAACUGACUUACCACUACAACUAUGCGAUCGACCAGGUACGGGACUCUAUGGGUAAUAUCAAGAAGAAAGCUUGCUACUGUGGUUCUGCCGUAUGUACCCGUAGGCUCUAUUGAUAGAUGGAUUCGCCUUAAAACUUCUACCUCUGCUUUAUUCAGAUUCUUCUAGUUUUAUGUUUGGUUAUCUCAAACUUUUUUCCAUUUUAAUAUUCAAUUUCUUCUUCUUGUUUUAUGUUGACUGAAUCAACAGUUUACGUUACAUUUUUAGUCAUAAUUAAAGCUCGAUGAGUAUGGUCAAAAACCAAGUCUCUAAGUGGUA
Molecule: messenger RNA, 3082 nt
Organism: Camelina sativa (false flax)
Lineage: Eukaryota; Viridiplantae; Streptophyta; Magnoliopsida; Brassicales; Brassicaceae
Product: histone-lysine N-methyltransferase, H3 lysine-9 specific SUVH6
Cellular component (GO): nucleus
Molecular function (GO): histone methyltransferase activity; protein binding; double-stranded DNA binding
Source: RefSeq, a predicted model, not a curated record